Lolium perenne is the source of this 2511-nucleotide messenger RNA. RefSeq names its product probable acyl-activating enzyme 16, chloroplastic. Gene Ontology annotation, cellular component: chloroplast. The record is from RefSeq and is a predicted model, not a curated record. Gene Ontology annotation, biological process: fatty acid elongation. Gene Ontology annotation, molecular function: long-chain fatty acid [acyl-carrier-protein] ligase activity. NCBI's taxonomy places the organism in Eukaryota, Viridiplantae, Streptophyta, Magnoliopsida, Poales, Poaceae.
GCCGCCCGCGUGAGAUCCAAGGGUCAUACGACACGCCGGCACCGCCGCCUCGUGCCGUCCGUCCGUCCGUCCCCUCCGCCGCUGUCCCUCUCCGUCCCUACCUAGGAGAGGAGGACGAGGACCUAUGUAGCGGCGCCUGUGAGACUCUUGUGUCCAGAGAGGCCGUCUGUGCGCUUGCUGUCCCGGUGUUCCUCGCCUUGUCCGUCCCCUCCUCCGGCCAAAUGGCGGCGCUCCGCUCGCCGCUGCCCCUCCUCUUGCAACGCCCUGCCGCAGCCGCGCCGCCGCUCCGACGCCGACCUUUGCUGCUCGCUUCUUCCGCGCGGCCCCGCCACGCGCCCCGCUUCGUGCCCCGGUGCUCCGCCGGCGCCGCCCCUCCGCCCCCCUCCACGGUCAGUCCCUCGCUAGAGAGCUCACCUCGCGGAAAGUGCUCGCCUUUGCUUGAGAGUGCUCUAUUGCCUGGUGGAAGUGAAUUGGCUGUGCAUGAAUGGAAGGCGGUUCCAGAUAUCUGGAGGACAGCAGCAGAAAAGUACUCUGACCGCGUAGCCUUGGUUGAUCCUUAUCACGACCCUCCUUCCGAAUUGACUUAUAAGCAGCUUGAACAGCAAAUAUUGGAUUUUUCUCAUGGUCUGAGGGCCGUUGGUGUUGCUCCUGAUGAAAAGGUGGCUCUUUUUGCUGACAACUCAUGUCGAUGGCUUGUUGCUGAUCAAGGAAUCAUGGCUACUGGUGCUAUCAAUGUUGUUAGAGGAACAAGGUCUUCAGAUGAAGAACUGUUCCAAAUAUACAAUCACUCAGAAAGUAUUGCACUUGUUGUGGACAGUCCUCAAUUCUUUAACCGGCUUGCAGAAUCUUUCAUUUCAAGGAUUAAUGCAAGAUUUAUUGUGCUACUUUGGGGUGAUAAGUCAUCCCUAAAUAGUAAAGCUGUGAAGGACAUGCCAGUUUAUGACUACAAUGAUAUCACUGAACUUGGAAAAGAAAACCGUAAUGCAUUGCAUCACUCUCCCGAGCAAGGUCAUGAUGGUGCCUUUGAAGCCAUUACUCCAGAAGAUGUUGCGACUCUAAUAUAUACUAGUGGAACAGGUGGUACACCAAAAGGCGUGAUGCUUACCCACCGAAAUCUCCUGCAUCAGAUAAAUAACUUGUGGGACGUUGUUCCAGCAGUACCUGGUGACAGGUUUCUAAGCAUGCUUCCACCGUGGCAUGCGUAUGAGCGUUCUACCGAGUACUUCAUUUUUACUCAUGGAAUUCAACAAGUUUACACUACUGUGAAAUACCUGAAGGCAGAUUUGCAGCAGUACCAACCUCAUUAUAUUAUCUCAGUACCGCUGGUCUAUGAAACUCUGUACAGUUCAAUUCAAAGGCAAAUAUCUUCCAGUUCCACUUUUCGAAAGACUGUUGCCCUUGCACUAAUCAAGAUAAGUUUGCUAUAUAUGGAGGCAAAGAAGAUAUAUGAGGGAACAGUCUUAUCAAAUAAUCCUGUUGAACCAUCAUUUAUUACCUACAUGGUCAAUUGUCUACGGGCAAGAAUUGUUGCGGCUAUUUUGUGGCCUUUGCAUAAUCUCGCAAAGAUGUUAGUCUACAAGAAAAUCCAUUCUUCAGUCGGAAUUUCAAAGGCUGGUAUUAGUGGUGGUGGAAGUCUCCCGAUGCAUGUCGACAAGUUUUUUGAGGCAAUUGGUAUCAAAGUGCAAAAUGGUUACGGUCUAACAGAGACUUCCCCUGUUGUAGCUGCUAGACGACCAUUGUGUAAUGUUCUUGGCACAGUUGGUCUCCCAAUAAAGCAUACAGAAAUCAAGAUUGUGGACAUAGAGACUGGUGAGGUGCUCCCAGAUGGUUCAAAGGGGAUUGUGAAGAUUAAAGGACUACCAGUAAUGAAGGGAUAUUAUAAGAAUCCAUCUGCUACAAAUAAAGCUGUGGAUCAAGAUGGUUGGUUCAACACUGGAGAUAUAGGUUGGAUUGCACCUCGCUGUGCCACAGGGCCUAGUCGAAAUUGUGGAGGGAUGCUUGUUCUUGAAGGGCGUGCUAAGGAUACGAUAGUUCUCACUACAGGUGAAAACGUUGAACCUGCUGAGCUCGAGGAAGCAGCAAGCAGGAGUAACUUGAUUGAUCAGAUAAUGGUCAUUGGGCAGGACCGACGACGCCUUGGUGCUAUUAUUGUUCCCAAUAAUGAUGAAGUUCUAGCUGCAGCAAAAAGAAAGUCGGGCCUUGAUGGGAGUACCGGAGUAGCCAAAGAUAUGGUCAAGAACUUGGUAUAUGAUGAGCUGAGAACUUGCAUGGCGGGUUGCUCGUUCCAGAUCGGCCCUAUCCUUGUUGUCGAGGAACCAUUCACGAUCGACAAUGGUUUGAUGACACCUACCAUGAAAAUAAGAAGGGACAAAGUGGUAGCCAAAUACCAGGGAGAGAUUGACGCCUUGUACAAGUGAAGAGGACGGUGGAGUGUGCUUGAGUACAUACUGUGGCUUGUAAUAUUUCAUUUUACUUCCAGUGAGUGGUUGCCCCUUGCAGCUAGGUUUUUUU